Carya illinoinensis is the source of this 2398-nucleotide messenger RNA. RefSeq names its product rust resistance kinase Lr10-like. NCBI's taxonomy places the organism in Eukaryota, Viridiplantae, Streptophyta, Magnoliopsida, Fagales, Juglandaceae. Bases 399 to 2237 code for a protein of 612 amino acids. Gene Ontology annotation, biological process: protein phosphorylation. The record is from RefSeq and is a predicted model, not a curated record. Gene Ontology annotation, molecular function: protein kinase activity; ATP binding. The transcript is spliced from 3 exons.
UUUUUUUUUUUUUGUUGAUUUUGUUCGUUUCGAGAGUGGAAAUUUUGAUGCCAGCCGCCUUGGUUUCCAUGAGAAAUGGUUUAAAGUUCAAAGCUUUUGACAGAGUCAAGGAGUCGAGUCGUUCUAGUCCGAGUCAAUGCAGAAAAUGAGUAGGAUACUUCCUCACCUCCUCGGACUCUUCGGCCCUGUAGGAUUUCCCAAAUGCACAGACCUCGGCCUGCUUUUACAAGUCAUCCCUUCUCCAGUUCCCGAGUCUACUGCCGUGUUAAACUGAGAAACUCCAUAUUAUAUUGUGAAGCCAGCAGGAGCAACAAAAAUAAUUAUCUGAACACGUUGUUUGUUUUAUCGAUCCCUAGAAUAUUAGGUUGUUGCUGGUGAAUUGGGAGUUUAAUUGGGAUAUGGCUUCUGUCUCCCUCUUUGUUUUCUUUCUUGUCUCAUACCUCGGGUUGCUUCUGUCGGCCGGACAAGAAGAAUCAUCAUACACCCAGAACUGUCGUCGCCUUCUUUGUGGAGAUCUGGAGAAGAUCGGCUUCCCAUUCAUCGAUAUCACAGACCCAAAAUGUUAUGUUGGCAUCGUAAAUUGUAACGAAGAAACUCAUCAGACGAUCCAACUGGGGACCGGUGAAAGACAGUACGAACUUACAAGCAUUGGAAGGAUUCCUGAACAGCCUAAUGCUUAUGUCCUGGGUAUCCGGGACCAGAAGCUUUCGGAGAACUUGACUUCCGGUAGAUGCAAAUUCAUAACGAAUCCAACUAUCCUCCCCCGAUUUCCAUUCAUCUCUUUACAAAUCAAGUCACACAAUCGGACCUUUGUCAAAUGCGACAAAGCUGUCAAAAAGUUUGGCUGGAUGCAAUCGAGCGAUAUUAAGUGCGAAGACGGUUAUUAUCUCUACGAUGGUCAUCCAAGCGAUGGUUUUCCUCCUGGAUGUUCCCCUAUUCAGCUCCCAAUAAAGCCGCGGCCAAGUGAGAGUGAACCGUAUCCCGUUGAGUUCGAACUUCUAGUGAAUGUGUCUGAUGAUUGUUCCCCGUGCCAUGAGAAAGAAGGACAAUGCCAGAUCGACAGAAACAUUUAUUGUCCAAAGAAAGGGAAGAAGAGUAAAGUGUUGGCGAUAGCCUUGGCCACUUUAUCUGUUGCCAUUGGAGUUCUAAUAGUCAUUGGCCUCAGCUUUAGGCGAAAGUUUAGAUCCAUUUUGAAGAAGGAAAGUCUAACACAUCAGAAUGUCGAGGCCUUUCUAAGGAAUAAUGGACCUUUUGGUAUAAGAAGAUACAGUUACUCGGAUAUAAAGAAAAUGACCAACUUCCUCAAAGAUAAAUUAGGCCAAGGAGGUUAUGGUAGCGUCUACAAGGGGAAGUUACAAGAUGGGUCUAUGGUGGCAGUAAAAGUUUUGAAAGGAUCAAUAGGAAAUGGAGAGGAAUUCAUAAACGAGGUUGCCAGCAUUAGUAGGACCUCACAUGUCAACAUUGUUACUCUUAGGGGCUUUUGUUUUGAGGGUUCCAAAAGAGCUCUUGUUUAUGAAUUUAUGCCUAAUGGAUCUCUAGAGAAGUUCAUAUUUAAAAAAGAUUCACCAUCUAAUCAUCAAUUGCAGUGGGAAACAUUGUAUAAGAUUGCAAUUGGCAUAGCUCGAGGAUUAGAGUACUUGCAUAGAGGUUGUAACAAUCGAAUCUUGCAUUUUGACAUAAAGCCUCACAAUAUUCUUUUAGAUGAGAACUUUUGUCCAAAGAUCUCAGAUUUUGGCCUUGCAAAAGUAUGCCCUAGAGAACAAAGUAUCAUAUCAAUGUUGGGUGCAAGAGGAACUGCAGGAUAUAUAGCUCCAGAAGUAUUUUGUAGAAACUUCGGAGGGGUCUCUCACAAAUCAGAUGUUUACAGCUAUGGAAUGAUGGUUUUGGAAAUGGUUGGAGGUAGAAAGAAUAUAGAUGCUGAGGUUGAUCAUACUAGUGAAAUUUUCUUUCCACAUUGGAUUUACAGGCGCCUUGAACUCAAUGAAGAACUAACAUUGCAUGGUCUCAAGACUGAAGAGGAUCGACAAAAUGCAAAGAAGAUGACAAUAGUGAGCUUGUGGUGCAUACAGACUGACCCAUCAAACCGGCCAGCAAUGAGUAGAGUUGUCGAAAUGUUGGAAAUGAGCCUCAAUGCCUUGCAAAUUCCUCCUAAACCUUUCUUGUCUUCCCCGUCAAGACUAGAAGCUGAUUCUUCGACUAUAAUGGUUCUAUCUCAUUCUGGUUCUAAGGUUCUCUAAAAAAAUAUUUUUCUUGAAUAGGAAAUCUUAAUUCUCGAAAGCAAUUGGGUAUAUUUUUCAGUUUGAUCAAAUAUUAGCUUGUUGAUGCACCUUCAGUUGAAGACUUGCCCAACUUUAACUGCCUAAAAUAUGCAGUAUUAUCUAGCUUGAUGGCUCGAUCA